Echinops telfairi (small Madagascar hedgehog) is the source of this 1691-nucleotide messenger RNA. RefSeq names its product potassium two pore domain channel subfamily K member 13 (gene KCNK13). The coding region runs from base 1 to 1233 and encodes 410 amino acids. Gene Ontology annotation, biological process: stabilization of membrane potential; potassium ion transmembrane transport. The record is from RefSeq and is a predicted model, not a curated record. The transcript is spliced from 4 exons. NCBI's taxonomy places the organism in Eukaryota, Metazoa, Chordata, Mammalia, Afrosoricida, Tenrecidae. Gene Ontology annotation, cellular component: membrane. Gene Ontology annotation, molecular function: potassium ion leak channel activity.
AUGGGUGGAAAGUCUUGUGGAUCCAGUGUGUCUCCUGGUGGCCUCUCCAAAGACAACGCGCGCUUCCUGCUCCUGGCCGCGCUCAUCGUGCUCUACCUGCUGGGCGGCGCCGCCGUCUUCUCGGCGCUGGAACUGGCGCACGAGCGGCAGGCCAAGCAGCGCUGGGAGGGGCGCCUGGCCAACUUCAGCCGCCGCCACAACCUGAGCCGCGACGAGCUGCGCGGCUUCCUCCGCCUCUACGAGGAAGCCACCGCGGCCGGCGUCCGCGUGGACAGCGCCCGCCCGCGCUGGGACUUCACCGGCGCCUUCUACUUCGUGGGCACCGUGGUGUCCACCAUAGGGUUUGGGAUGACCACUCCAGCGACGGUUGGAGGGAAAAUCUUCCUCAUCUUUUACGGCCUCAUUGGGUGCGCCAGCACCAUCUUGUUCUUCAACCUCUUCCUGGAGCGCCUGAUCACCGUCAUCGCCUAUGUUAUGAAACGGUGCCGCCAGCGGCAGCUCCAGAGAAGCGGGACCCUGGCCCAGGAGAGCCUGAAGGAGCUGAGGAAGGCCGAGGAAGACAGCCUGGCCGGCUGGAAGCCCUCGGUGUACUACGUGAUGCUGAUCUUGUGCGUCGCCUCCCUCUUCAUCUCCUGCUGCGCCUCCACCAUGUACACCUUCACGGAAGGAUGGAGCUUCUUCGACUCACUCUACUUCUGCUUUGUGGCUUUCAGCACCAUUGGCUUUGGUGACCUCGUCAGCAGUCAGAACGCCCAGUAUGGCUACCAAACCGUCUACCGCUUGGCCAACUUUCUCGUCAUCCUCAUGGGCGUCUGCUGCAUCUACUCCCUGUUCAACGUCAUCUCCAUCCUCAUCAAACAGUCCGUCAACUGGAUCCUGCGGAAGAUGGAGGGCGGGUGCUGCCAGCUGUACCAAAGGAGGCUCUUCCGGGCCCGGAGGAACGCAGUGGUGCCCGGCAGUGUCCAGAACCGGUGCAACAUCUCCAUAGACACAGACGGCGUCCUGGACAGCGACAUGGAUGGGCGGCGCCUCUCGGGGGAGAUGAUCUCCAUGAACGACUUCUUGGCGGCCAACAAGGUCUCCCUGGCAAUCCUCCAGAAGCAGCUGUCCGAGACCGCCAACGGCGGCCCCCACCAGCCCAGCACGCUGUCCCAGGACAGCGAGUUCUCAGGGGGCAUCGGAGCCUUGGCAAUAAUGAACAACCGGUUGGCAGAGACCAGUGGGGACAGGUAGAAGCGAGGCGUGGACCCUGGGCUGAGAGGCCUGGGGGAAGGGUGGUGAUUUGGUUCAUUUUGAAAGCUGCUCUUGCGAGCCUGACCAAGGUCCACUGGGGCUAUGGGUCGUGCUAACAGCUCAGCACCGAGCUGCUCACCACCCAACCGAAAGGUGGGUGGUUCAAACCCACCCAGGGACACUUAGAAAGAAAGGCCUAGAGAUGGGCUUUGGAAGCUGAAACCCGUGGGGUGCACUUCUUCUCCGAAACACCGGGAGCAGCCAGGAGGCAGCAUCGUCUCCGCGGCCACCUGUUGGGUUUGGGUGCAAACCCCACUGUAGAGAUUGCAUUUUCUUGGCUCUAAGAAUAGCAGCCUCCCAGGGCUCUGGGAAACCAGAAGUCUCAAAGCCUCGCUCCUGGUCUUUCUUCUUGAAACCAGUCUUUUAAAAAAUGAAUCACAAAAGCAACAGUAGAGGUU